CAGGGCAGGAGACGAGCCAGCGGGCGGGCGGGACCGGGCGCGGCGCGGUGAGAGGGGUCCACAGAAACGCACGCCCCCGGAGACUCGCAGGAGCUCCAGGAGCCCCGGACAGGGCUGCGCCUGCGGGCAGCUGCAGGAUGCGGGCCCCGGGUGCGGGCGCGGCCUCCGUGGCCUCCUGGGCGCUGCUCUGGCUGCUGGGGCUGCCGUGGACCUGGAGCGCGGCGGCGGCCCUCGGCGUCUACGUGGGCGGCGGCGGCUGGCGCUUCCUCCGGAUCGUGUGCAAGACCGCGCGGCGCGACCUUUUUGGCCUCUCCGUGCUGAUCCGCGUGCGCCUGGAGCUGCGACGCCACCAGCGCGCCGGCCACACGGUGCCGCUCAUCUUCCAGGCCGUGGCGCGGCGGCAGCCCGAGCGCCUGGCGCUGGUGGACGCGGGCAGCGGCGCGCGCUGGACCUUCGAGCAGCUGGACGCCUACUCCAACGCCGUGGGCCACCUCUUCCGCCAGUUCGGCUUCGGCCCGGGCGACGUGGUGGCGCUCUUCGCGGAGGGCCGGCCCGAGUUCGUGGGGCUGUGGCUGGGCCUGGCCAAGGCGGGCGUGGUGGCUGCGUUGCUGAACGUGAACCUCCGGCGUGAGCCGCUGGCCUUCUGCCUGGGCACCUCGGGCGCCAAGGCCCUGGUCUACGGCGGGGAGCUGGCGGCGGCCGUGGCAGAGGUGAGCCCGCAGCUGGGCAAGAGCCUCGUGAAGUUCUGCUUGGGAGCCACGGGGCCCGACGCUGUGCCGCCGGACACGCAGCUCCUGGACCACCUGCUGUCCGAGGCCUCCACCGCCCCGCUGCCACCCGCCCCCAGCGCGGGCAUGGACGGCCGGCUGUUCUACAUCUACACGUCCGGGACCACAGGGCUUCCCAAGGCCGCCAUCAUUGUGCACAGCAGGUACUACCGCAUCGCCGCCUUUGGCCACCACGCCUACCGCAUGCGGGCAACCGACGUCUUGUACGACUGCCUGCCGCUGUACCACUCGGCAGGCAACAUCAUGGGCGUGGGCCAGUGCCUGCUCUACGGGAUGACCGUGGUCCUCCGCAAGAAGUUCUCGGCCAGCCGCUUCUGGGAUGACUGCGUCCAGUAUGACUGCACGGUGGUGCAGUACAUCGGGGAAAUCUGCCGCUACCUGCUCAGGCAGCCGCUGCGCGAGGCCGAGCGCCGCCACCGCGUGCGCCUGGCUGUGGGGAACGGGCUGCGUCCCGCCCUCUGGGAGGAGUUCGCGCAGCGCUUUGGGGUGCGGCAGAUCGGGGAGUUUUACGGCGCCACGGAGUGCAACUGCAGCAUCGCCAACAUGGACGGCAAGGUCGGCGCCUGCGGCUUCAACAGCCGCAUCCUCCCGCUUGUGUACCCGAUCCGACUGGUGAGGGUGGACGAGGACUCCCUGCAGCCGCUGCGGGACGCGCGCGGCCUCUGCGUGCCCUGCGAGCCCGGCGAGCCCGGCCUCCUCGUGGGCCAGAUCGACCAGCAGGACCCCCUGCGCCGCUUCGACGGCUACGUCAGCGAGAGCGCCACGCGCCAGAAGAUCGUGCACAGCGUGUUCCGCAGGGGCGACCGCGCCUACCUGUCAGGUGACGUGCUGGUGAUGGACGAGCUGGGCUACAUGUACUUCCGGGACCGCGGCGGGGACACCUUCCGCUGGCGAGGAGAGAACGUGUCCACCACGGAGGUGGAGGCUGUGCUGAGCCGCCUGCUGGGCCAGACGGACGUGGCCGUCUACGGGGUGGCGGUGCCAGGGGUCGAAGGGAAAGCGGGCAUGGCAGCCAUCGCUGACCCCCAGGCCCGGCUGGACCCUAACGCCCUGCACCAGGAGCUGCAGAAGGUGCUGGCUCCGUACGCCCGGCCCGUCUUCCUGCGCCUCCUGCCCUGCGUGGACACCACAGGCACCUUCAAGAUCCAGAAGACGAGACUGCAGCACGAGGGCUUCGACCUGCGCCGGAUCUCCGACCGCCUCUUCUUCCUGGACCCGCAGCAGGGCGCCUACGUUCCCCUGGACGAGGGCGUCCACAUGCGCAUCUGCUCGGGGGCCUCGGGCCUCUGAGCCCGGCCGAGCCUCGCCCUGGGGUCGCUCGCCCACCUGGCCGAGGUGCACGGGGCGGGGCUGAGAGCCUGGACCCCCCAGGAACCCCCGUCUGCCCCUCCCCGCCCUGUCCGGCCUCGUCCCUCCCCAGUCACCCUGUCAUCACCAGCUCCCUCCACGCGGUGCCUUAAGAGCCCCAGUCCGGCCCCCCAUGGCUGCUGGGUGCCAGCCAUUGUCACUCCGUCCCGGUGCCCUCAGCCCAGCCCAGCGAGGACCCCCCUGGGGUCAACCAGAAACUCCGCUGGGCAGAGCCAGGUGCCUUCUGCACUGUGCUGUCCUGGGCCCCGCCUUCUCCAUGCCCUGGAAGCUUCCAGAAUGCACUGUGGUCUCCAGGGAGUCUGGCCACCCAUGUGGUUCGCCCGUGUGGACGGAAGCUCCUGGGCGUCUGGCCCCAUCCCACCCGGCUGGAGGAGCCCAGGGGCUCUGGCCGCCACAGUGCCCCGCUGUGGCAGCGCCUGGACAUGGGCGCCGGCCCCGCAAGGCUCGGACACGGACACGGACGCUGGGCUCGGACGGGGAUGCCGACCUGGGACACAGACGCUGGGCACGGACAGGGAUCUGAGAGCGGACAUGGACGCUGUGCUCAGACACGGACGCCGGCCCGGGACACGGACGCUAGGCUCAGACGCGGACGCUGGGCUCGGACACGGACCCCGGCCUGGCCUGGCCGGCACAGGACGGGGUCGGCAGCGAGUGGCCGCGCGGUCCCCUGUGAAGUCCGCCUACCUGCGAGGUCUUUGUCUUCUGGCUAGUUUUCAGAAAUAAACCUACAGCGUCCGC
Molecule: messenger RNA, 2897 nt
Organism: Oryctolagus cuniculus (rabbit)
Lineage: Eukaryota; Metazoa; Chordata; Mammalia; Lagomorpha; Leporidae
Gene: SLC27A1
Product: solute carrier family 27 member 1
Biological process (GO): medium-chain fatty acid transport; long-chain fatty acid metabolic process; long-chain fatty acid import into cell
Cellular component (GO): plasma membrane; endoplasmic reticulum membrane; mitochondrial inner membrane
Molecular function (GO): oleoyl-CoA ligase activity; long-chain fatty acid transmembrane transporter activity
Source: RefSeq, a predicted model, not a curated record